Messenger RNA from Cooperia oncophora, 546 nucleotides. The record is from the annotation of a GenBank genome assembly. Lineage: Eukaryota; Metazoa; Nematoda; Chromadorea; Rhabditida; Trichostrongylidae.
AUGGUACUGCGACAGUGUAUUGAAAAACUGAGACGAAAUCAACGGUCUGCAGUCCAUGAGACGGUUCCAUAUCGCGAUGCCAAAUUGACUAUGUUAUUCAAAAAUUUCUUCGAAGGCGCUGGAAAAAUCCGUAUGAUUAUCUGUGCCAACCCAAAACCGUCUGACUUUGAAGAAAAUCUGAAUGUCUUAGCCUUUGCUGAAGAAUCGCAAGCUGUUCGAGUUGCGCGUGCAGACGAUCGCUUAGAAAUCGGUGAUGGUCCUCGACCACCAGUGCCUCGUCGAUUCUUUUCUCGCUGGAAUAUUGAAGUCGAUAAUAUUGUCAGUCCAUCGUCGUUAUUACCAUCACACAACAGGCUUUUCACGGAGUUCUUCAUAAGGGAUUAUAACGACUCCCUAUCCAUUUCGAAUCUGAAGGAACGUUGCCUUGCUUUAUCACAGCUAACUUCCUCCGAAAAUCAUGACAUGGGAGUUGAACGUGAGUUUGCAAAGGUUUCCCCAAUUAAGUUCCCCUCCGCCGUAUGCAGUCUCUAUGCUGGACCAAGCUAA